Penicillium soppii is the source of this 2364-nucleotide messenger RNA. RefSeq names its product Golgi transport complex subunit COG3. The coding region runs from base 1 to 2364 and encodes 787 amino acids. The transcript is spliced from 4 exons. Gene Ontology annotation, cellular component: membrane; COG complex; cis-Golgi network. The record is from RefSeq and is a predicted model, not a curated record. NCBI's taxonomy places the organism in Eukaryota, Fungi, Ascomycota, Eurotiomycetes, Eurotiales, Aspergillaceae. Gene Ontology annotation, biological process: cytoplasm to vacuole targeting by the Cvt pathway; intra-Golgi vesicle-mediated transport; autophagy.
AUGCCUUCCACAAAGCAGCAGCGUGCCCGCCGGCAGACCGCUCCCUCUGGGCCGCCGCGCAAACCCAACACCAAUGAAACACAAGCAAGCCUGAAGGCAGUCGAGGAGAAGGCGCCAAAUUAUUCCGAAUGGAAAGUGCCGGGGUGGAACAAUGAGCUUGAUUUCUCACAGUGGCUCAAUGGGGUCAAGGAUGACCUGAUUGAGGAGAGCUAUGACGAGUAUCAAAACUGCUUGGACGAACUCGAGCAAUCGAAAGAUCACAUUGACGAAAUAUUAACGAAUACGUUGACCCUCCUUGACGACCUCUCCAGCCUGUCUGAAUCAUUCAAAUCAGUUGAGACCCAAACAUCAAACUUCGAAAAGCAAUGUGAGGGGCUUCUGUCCAUCCAAGAACGUGACACAAAGCUUGCAAAUGGGAUCCAGACCAACCUGCACUAUUACGAUUUCUUGGACCCUGCGUCACGGCGACUCAAUGCGCCAGGUGCGGGUAACACUGUCCGCGACAAGGAAUUCUCCGAUAUGCUGAGACGCUUGGACGUGUGUUUAGAUUAUAUGGAAACCCACACGGACCAAAAAGAAGCGGAGGUCUACCGCUCUAGAUAUCGGUUACUGUUAACGCGUGCCUUAACGCUCAUCCGAGGUAACUUUGUAUCUUCGCUUAAAGAUGUCUAUCAGAAUGUCUCGAAAAAGAUUUCAGAUCAGCAAUUGAACGACACCGCAUUGUCGGCUCUCUUGUAUGCCAAGUUUAGAGUUGGAGCACCUGAGCUGAAGCAAAUCGGGGUUGAGAUCCAGAAGAGAGCUGUGCCACCGCUGAACCAAGAUCAAAACAACGAAGCGGAAUAUCAAAGUUUGAUGAACGAGCUGCACAGCAAUUACUCUGCUAUUCGUGCAAAGCUGAUUGUACCGCUCGCCCGCAAAAAGUUGAUCGAAAUUACACAAACGCCUAGCUCAUCCAAGGACCUGGUUUCCUUCGCCCGAGCUAGCAUCAGUUAUAUCCGCGGGUUAUGCCUAGAUGAAUAUGACCUGUGGGGAGAAUGGUUCCAUGGACAAGGCGGUUUAUAUGAUUUCCUCGAAACGCUAUGUGAACCGCUCUACGAUCAUCUUCGCCCUCGAAUCAUCCACGAGUCAGAUAUUGUGAAGCUAUGUCAACUUUGCAAUUUACUGCAAACACGUUACUUCUCCGACCCUGAAGAAGAGCAGGAACAGACCGAGACGAAUCAUCUUGACUUUUCUGUCUUGAUCCAGCCUGCUUUACAAGACGUUCAGGCCCGACUUGUCUUCCGUGCACUGGCUGUCCUGCGAGAUGAAAUUGAAAAAUACAAACCUCGACCAGAAGAUAUAGAUUACCCCAUGCGCAAUCGACAGGUAUCUUUGACUGUGUCAGAUACACAGAUCUCGGGCAAAAAAGACACCUCUGCGGACAUCCUGAUUGAUAUGACUACCAAACAAGGUGACGAUGCUGGUGACACGCCACAAGAUCCAGACGGCAAAUGGGACUUUGAGACCCAAACAGCCCUCAAAGGAUGGUACCCGACUUUGCGCAAAGCAAUUUGGCUCCUGAGCAGGAUCUACCGCCUAGUGAAUUCCACGGUCUUCGAUGACCUUGCCCACCAAAUAGUGCAUCAAACCACACUCUCCCUCCAAAACGCCAGCUCCCUAAUCUCAGCGAAAGCCACACCAGCCGACAGCCAACUCUUCCUAAUGAGCCACCUCCUAAUCCUGAAACAACAAAUCGUUGCCUUCGACAUUGAAUUUGUAGCCCCAGAAGUUUCCUUCGACUUCUCCGGCGUGACAAGCACCUUCUGGGAACUCCGCGAACGCGGCGGUCUCUUCAACCCGCGCAACCUAAUGCGGCUCGUUGGCCAUGGCCUCAUCCCUCGCGUAGUAGAGAAUAUGCUUGAUGCAAAGGUCGAACUGGAUGGCCGUCUCCGCACAGUCAUCAACGACUUCAUCAACGCUUUCGCUGCACGCAUGACUACCUCUCUCCCCGCCAAGUUUGUGGAUACCCGCAACCUGCAGCGUGGCGAGCUUAUACUCCCUUCUUGUCGGACAAUUGAGAAGGAAGUCCCUAUACUACGGAAAGUACUAAAUGAAUAUAUCGAUGACACGCGCAUGAAGGAGACUCUUGUCGGUGCUGUCCAGGAUCGCACUAUCCAAAUCUAUGAGGACUUCUUCGAGAAGUAUACCUCCUCAGAGAAGGGGAAGGGAAAUCACGUCAGCAAAAAGGGGAAGGGCCGGGACGAUGCCGUCUGGGACGUAAACACCUUUGCCGAAUGGUGUGAGGGCGUGUUCCGUGUCGGUGUCGCGGGCCUGCAGGCUGAUCUUCCCGAGGAUGAUGAUGAUAUUCUAAGCACCAGCUCAUAG